AACUCCAAUAAAAAUCAAGACAGAGGUAUUUAAGAAGAAAGGCUUUUCCAUCAAAGUUCCUUCUCUUCUUGGACUUUUAAAUUGUGGCUACCUAAAUUGAGUAUCUGGCAAGAGUAAGAUUAAGCAGUAAUUUGUUCCAAAGAAGAAUCUUCUACCAAGGAGCAACUUUAAAGAAUGAAAUUAAAUUUCCUCUUGGGCCUGUUGGCUCUUAUUUCAUGUUUCACACCCAGUGAGAGUCAAAGAUUCCCCAGAAGACCAUAUCUGCCUGGCCAGCUGCCACCACCUCUACCCUACUGGCCAAGAUGGGUUCCACCAAGUCCCCCACCUCCCUAUGGCUCAAGACUUAAUUCACCACUUUCUCUUCCUUUUGUCCCAGGGCGAGUUCCACCAUCUUCUUUUUCUCAAUUUAGCCAAGCAGUCAUUCUAUCUCAACUCUUUCCAUUGGAACCUAUUAGGCAACCUCAACUCUUUCAGGGUUAUCCAAACCUACAUUUCCCACUAAGACCUUACUAUGUAGGACCUAUUAGGAUAUUAAAACCCCCAUUUCCUCCUAUUCCUUUUUUCCUUGCUGUUUACCUUCCUAUCUCUAACGCUGAGCCCCAAAUAAAUAUUACCACUACAGAUAAAACAAUCAUCACAAAUCCCCCUACCAAAAUAGCAACCACCAACACUUCCACAAAACCCACAAUGAUGGUCACCUCCUCAACGGUACCUAUCUCUUCAACACCAGAGCCUGCCACCUCCACAUCAGCAGCAAUCCCCUCAGCACCUAUUGAAAAUACUACUGAAAUUCUCACCAACCCUCCUCACACCAUAUUGCUCAAUGACACUGUCCAAGUUACGACUUCCAACCAAACUACAUUAAGCAGCACAGCCUCUAAAAGUUUUUGGCAAAAACUCUUUGCCAUUUUUGUUUGAAGAUGCAAUAAAUGAUAUUUUCCAAACUGCUCUGAUAUCUUAGAAGAAAUAAACUGCAAUGAUUUUGAUGGAACCAACCCUGAUCUAACUGGCACACUAAAUAAAUAAAGUAUUCAAGCAGUAAUA
Piliocolobus tephrosceles (Ugandan red Colobus) is the source of this 1044-nucleotide messenger RNA. It is a transcript of the gene OPRPN, whose product is annotated as opiorphin prepropeptide. Gene Ontology annotation, molecular function: endopeptidase inhibitor activity. The transcript is spliced from 3 exons. Gene Ontology annotation, biological process: regulation of sensory perception of pain. The record is from RefSeq and is a predicted model, not a curated record. NCBI's taxonomy places the organism in Eukaryota, Metazoa, Chordata, Mammalia, Primates, Cercopithecidae. Bases 175 to 918 code for a protein of 247 amino acids.